Messenger RNA from Delphinapterus leucas (beluga whale), 1939 nucleotides. Its product is annotated as retinitis pigmentosa 9 protein. The record is from RefSeq and is a predicted model, not a curated record. Gene Ontology annotation, biological process: RNA splicing. NCBI's taxonomy places the organism in Eukaryota, Metazoa, Chordata, Mammalia, Artiodactyla, Monodontidae.
CCAGGGGUAGGGUGUGGUUAGGCAGUGGGGUCUGACCUGACAUCCCUUUUUUUAUUGUCUCAGGGCCUCUUCACGUGAUCUCCCCAUUUGUUAGCUUAGGCUUUCUCUUAGCAUGGUGGCUUCUAUGCAACUGAACAGCUUACAUCCCUGAAGGCUUCAGGAGGGAAUACUUCAAGAGAACCAAGGGAAAGAUCUGGCUCCCUCCGCAGCAUCCUCAGCGCCGGGGCUCCUGGCCGCCGCCAGUGGAGCGCGCUCCGGCCUGCGGCACCCGCUGACUCCGCAGCACGGUUAGGGCGCUCAGAUUGCGGACUUGCGGAGGCAGUCUGGCCGGCCUGUCGGGAGGCGGGGCACUGGCGGCCUCAGCCAGGACGUUGGGCCCGGCCCGGCGGGCCGCGGAGUGGCGGCGAGAGGGGGUGCAGCGGGGCCGGGCGGGCGCGGCGCGGAGGAAGUGCGGUCUUCGCGGCUCGGCGCGGGCCGCAAUGUCGUCCCGGCUCGGGCGCGACGACUCGGGGACCGGGGGCGCGCGGCGGCCGCGGGAGCCUCCGGAGCAAGAGCUGCAGCGACGCCGCGAACAGAGGCGGCGGCGGCACAACGCGCAGCAGCUGCAGCAGCUCAAGCACCUGAAGUCCUUUUAUGACAAACCUCCUCCUGGACUUAUCAAGGAGGAUGAGACUAAGCCAGAAGACUGUAUACCAGAUGUUCCAGGCAGUGAACAUGCCAGGGAAUUUCUGGCCCACGCACCAACCAAAGGACUUUGGAUGCCACUGGGGAAAGAAGUCAGAGUCAUGCAGUGUUGGCGCUGUAAACGAUAUGAUCACCGAACAGGCGACAAAGAAUGCCCUUUUUUUAUCAAAGGCAACCAAAAGUUAGAACAGUUCAGAGUAGCACAUGAAGAUCCCAUGUAUGACAUCAUACGAGAGAAUAAAAGACAUGAAAAGGAUGUAAGGUAGCAAAGUAUGGCAGUGGUUCCCACGGAGAUUUCUGCUCCAGUAAGUUUUGACUCUGUAUCUGCCCAUCUCUCCAGUUUUGGGGUCAGCGGUUUGCCCUGUGACCUCAAUUCUCUGAUAGAUUUAAGAAGAUCUGAUGAUUAGUUUGUUCGGCUUUUUACUUGUUAGGACAGAGUGAAGACUUCUAAUCUCUUUACAUGCCAGACCAGAGACGGGAAGUUGGUGGAUAUUGCUUUAAGCCACUACAUUUGCGGUAAUUAGUUCCUGCCCACAUCUGGAAAAUUCGUGAGGGCAGAGACUAUCUUGUUACAUGUUGUAGUCUCACCUUCUAACACAAUGUGUCACGCAUGGUGGUGUUCAAUGGGAAUUUGUUAAAAGUAUGGUUACAUUUUCCAUUUGGAACAUGAUUUGGAAGUUAUAGUGGAUGCUGUAUUGUGCCACUUGUAUUUGCCUCCUAACCCCUACACCUGACUUCAGGACUGAAGUAUUUAUUCUCCCAACUGCUGGUUAACAGCUGACUUCAGGUAACAGUUGCAAAUGACCUCCACUUUCCAGGGAUUGGUUGUUCUUGCUUGAAGAGAGCUACGCUAUCCAAGGCCACGCCUCAUUUCCAGGGGCAUCCUGCAUCACAGUGACUGGUCUAUGCAGGGGUGUAAGAUGUAGCCUCUUGCCCCAACUGGGACAAUUCUGCAGGGUCAUUACAGUUCAUGAGCUCUCAGUGGGAUUGGCCAAGGCCUUUGUUGUGCCUGCAUCACACCCAAACUCCUGCUUAAUCAUGCUUUCUUUGUCCCCUCAGAGAUGUUUUCCCUAAAGCACUCUCCAUUAAAUUUCUUGCACCCAAAUCUCCAUCUCAGAGUCUGGCCCUAAGAAAUUCAACCUGCCACAGAGGUAAGAUGGCAGGGAAGAAGAAGGGUAGGUGUGGUCAGGAAUUAUUGUUCAUUUUAGACUCCAUUUUCCAAAUUUAUACUUAGCUUUUCAUCUCCCCUCUAGGG